Molecule: messenger RNA, 900 nt
Organism: Sclerotinia sclerotiorum 1980 UF-70
Lineage: Eukaryota; Fungi; Ascomycota; Leotiomycetes; Helotiales; Sclerotiniaceae
Exons: 4
Coding region: 1-900 (299 amino acids)
Biological process (GO): mitochondrial respiratory chain complex III assembly
Cellular component (GO): mitochondrion
Source: RefSeq, a predicted model, not a curated record
AUGGCUUCAAGAACUUGCAAUUCAUGUCUGCGGGCGCUGAAGUUUCAAUCAAAACGUACUGCUAGGAACAGCAUCGCGAAAUUCACCUCCAAUCACAAUUCUACUCGAGCCUUCGCAACGGCUAACGACAAAUAUGCAAAUCUCGCAGAGGUCAAUCAAAAUCAUGGAACAUCAAUUCCUCCUGUUACACCUCCUGCUGCCGGAGACAAGGCAGGCCACACCUCACGUACCUCUCAAACCCUUGCGAAGGAAUUCCAAAAAGUUUCCGGCAAAGGCUUAACCGGAACUUAUACCGCAUAUGGAGCCACAGAAGAGCUGUAUAAAACCUGCGGGGCGCAAGCAGACUAUUCUAUACCACAGGCGUCGGAUUCAGAGGCGGAGAUGCCAAAGACAGAAGAAGGUGAAGACUUAGGCGUUGGUAAUGGCUGGUGGCAUGAUAGAUUAAAACCUACCUUCAGCACCUGGUCACAAGUAACCAUGCUUCAUUUAUAUUUACUUUCUGUACGCCUUAGAUGUCUCCCUGGUACCGAAUCGCAGCCUUGGCAACAACAUCUUCUCGACCAUUUCUUCUAUGAUGCUGAGAAUAAAAUGAUUAUCAAUCAUAAUAUGCAUGCUCGUGGUACCCGUAACAAAUAUCUUAAAGAUAUGUUUGUUCAAUGGCGAGGUCUUCUAGCGGCUUACGAUGAAGGUCUGGCGAAAGGUGAUGCUGUGUUAGCGGCGGCUGUCUGGAGAAAUGUUUUCAAGGCAAACGAGAAUAUUGAUAUCAAAGGACUUGCGACGAUCGAGGUCAUGAGCGGACAAUUGACCUUUAGAGACCCUGCAGAUGAGGCAAGUCUCGUUGGAGUUAAAAGCAAAAUGAUGGAUUUGCCACUUGAUAAGACUCAAGGGAAGAAAUUAUAG